Messenger RNA from Belonocnema kinseyi, 1836 nucleotides. It is a transcript of the gene Tango11, whose product is annotated as transport and Golgi organization protein 11. The record is from RefSeq and is a predicted model, not a curated record. The coding region runs from base 120 to 803 and encodes 227 amino acids. Lineage: Eukaryota; Metazoa; Arthropoda; Insecta; Hymenoptera; Cynipidae. The transcript is spliced from 5 exons.
AAGAGAAAUACGAGAGAGAAUGGACGAAAAGUCGAAAACGACGAAAACUUAUACAAUAAACUGCACACUUCAUUGAAUUCCUCUCCAGAAUAAAGGAAUAGAAAGAUUUGCUUUCUGUAAUGUCUAAGUCUCAUAGUCCGACUCGCUUCAAUGGAGAAGCAGACAAUUUUUUCGAGCCAAACUUUACCCUCGAUAUGAAUAAACGGAUGCGAGUUCCAAAAAGUAUUCGUGUAAGCGGUGACUUUAGUGAUGAAGACAUUAACGGUACAAAUGGCCACAAAUGGAAUCAAAUGUUAGCUAAUGAAAAAUUUGAAAUGCAUGUUCCAGACAGAAUCCUUGUUGUUGGACAAGAACAGCAUAUAGGCACAAAAGCUCCGCCGCGAGAAAUAACUCUAGAAAAUGCUGUGCUACCCACCGUUGAACCUGGUUUAGUCAGAGUUCAGACUCCACCCAGAGUUUUGACUUUAGACGAUCACUAUUUCCCAGCUGCUGACGAUGAUGAUCCUGUAAAUGAAUCUAUAAAUAUGGUAACUGCUACUCCUAAAGCAAAUGGACAAUACAACAACGAAAAUCAGAUUGUGAGGCAUGUAAGAGAACAAACCCCGUUCAACACGACCCUCGAUGUGACUCUCACUCCUAGCGAAGAGGUGCAGCACUUGCGACGCCAAGUAGGAAAAUUGCAUCGGCGAAUAAUUGCCGUGGAAUCUCAGAUCAUGCAGCGUCAGCAACGAGAUAAGAUAGUUUACGCAAUAACUCUAACUUAUUUUUUCCUAAAAGCUCUCUCUUGGCUGACGAGAAAUUAAAAGUAUGACCGAAAAAGGAAGAAGACGAUAAGAGCAUGAAACGCAAUAUGCUUUCAGCCAAGCGUCUCGUACACAGAACGUUCUUUUUCUAAAGAUAUUGAUAAAAGCGGAUUUUUGAACGAUUCGAAAGUCGAAGAGGGGACCGAUUUCUGAAAGUAUAGUUCGGACUUUGAUUAUUUCUUGUGAGUCUCUAGUUGAGGUUUUAAAUUGCAAACGACAUCGUGUAAACGUGUAAAUGAGUAUGAUGAAUUAACGCGAUGUCGGUAAUUAUUAAUUAAAUAAUUAUGAUAAAUGAUUAAAUGCGGGUGUUUGACCUGGAAAAAAUUUGAUCAGGUAGAAGGUGUUACAUUUUAAAAAACAAGAAAUUUGAUAGAUUUUUUGCCAGUGAAAUAUACCCUGGUGGUCUUCUGAUUAAUGUUUCUCAUAUAUAUUUAUAUAAAUAGAAACAGUCUCAGUUGUGAAGAGUAGAGAGAGCUCUAAAUUUAGUCGAUAAUUUACUUGCAGUUAAUGCCUUUUAAGUUGUUCAAUUUUCAUUUCACCUCGAGAAAUGAUUCUUUACAGUUACGAUUUUAACCAAUCGUCUCUGUACCUCACUGAAAAGUAUGCCAUAUUUUAACAAUUAAUUUUCUAUAAGCAAUCUUUGAGUUUUUUUUUUUCUAAAAAGAUUUGACACUGCUUUAAACGCGAAAGAUCUAUUUUAGAAAAAGAAAUUGUAUGGUUAAUUUUUCAAAAGUUAACACUAUCUAGUCUUCAAUCGAAGAAAUAGAGUCAAAGAGAGAGAGAGAGAGAGAGAGAGAAGGAAGGAAGGGGGAAAACAUUUCUGAGUAUGUAUAACGUAUUGCGAUAUUCGUUGGUCAUUCCUUAACUAACUUUACUUCAUAGGAAAGAGAAAUUCGUGACUUUUUCCCGUGAAAAAAGUUCAUAAGUGGGAUUGUUUAGAGCUCGAAGUUUAUUGUAUUUGCCUGAAUGUGGCCAUAACCAUGUAUAUUUACAAUAUUCAUUGUGAUGAUGGAAAUAAAUAUUUAGAAAAAUA